AUGCUCUUACAAGUGGAACAAUGGAACUUGUUGAUAAGUACACUGUGCCUGGUGUCGGCCAGACCAAGUGAAGAACACGGCGGUUACGGUACGAGUGGAGGUGGUUCGAGUUACGGCGGAGGUUCGGAAGGUUACAGUGGCGGCUCAGGAAGUUAUGGAGGCGGCUAUGAAGCCAGUUCUGGAAGUGGUGGUUGGACCGGCAUAAGUACUGGUCAUGGCGGUUAUGGCGGUGGUGAAUCCAGUUACGGUAGCGAUUCCGGCUACGGUGGCGGUUAUGCAAGUGCAGGACAUGUCGACACCUCCAGUUACGGAGGCGGUUUUGCCUCCGGACAUGGUGGAGAUGGCGGAUUUGGCGGCGGACAUGGAGGAGAUGGCGGCUAUGGAGGCGGAUAUUCGACAAUUGCCCACACUUCCGAAAAAACAAAACCAGUGCCUGUGCCAGUUUACCAAAAAGUCGGAGUACCAAUUCCACACCCUGUCCCAGUUCCAAUUCCACAAUAUGUCAAAAUCGGCAUUCCUCAACCUUAUCCCGUUCACGUAGUUAUGCAACAGCCGAUACAUGUGCCGAUUUACAAAGUCGUAACAGAAGUGAUUGAAAAGAAGGUUCCAUACACAGUAGAAAAACCAUAUCCAGUAGUAGUAGAAAAGCCAUAUCCAGUACAUGUGGAACACAAAGUUCCAGUUCCUGUACCGCAACCAUACCCCGUGCAUGUGCCAAUCUUCAAGCAUGUCUUGAAAAAAAGUAGCGGUUGGAAGCACUGA
Messenger RNA from Ctenocephalides felis (cat flea), 762 nucleotides. RefSeq names its product serine, glycine, tyrosine and glutamine-rich protein-like. Lineage: Eukaryota; Metazoa; Arthropoda; Insecta; Siphonaptera; Pulicidae. The transcript is spliced from 3 exons. The record is from RefSeq and is a predicted model, not a curated record. Bases 1 to 762 code for a protein of 253 amino acids.